GUACAGAAAAUGGAUGGACGGAUGGAUGUCUGAUUCGUUUAAACGGAUUUGUUUGAAAGAGUCGAUUCAGUGAAUCUCUGUGGCUAUCACUAUUCAGCAGGCGCGAGCGCAUAGACAGCCCACCACCACCUGUAGGUCAUGCGCUUGUGUCGCAGCAGCGCAGAUUUAUUGGUAUUCUUAAAGCGUAGCGACUAAGUGAGGACGCAAACAUGAGCGAUCUCCGCACUGGACGCAUUUGUUCAUUUCUGGACAUACGUGUAUAUUUCUUUUACCAGACAUCUGCGGUAUGAGUUCGAUGAACUGGUGAGAUUUGACAGAUUUGCUAUUUACCUAAGUAGACCGCUAAUGGCACAUGUUGUCGCGUAAUUACGCCUUUUAGCGCCUCUUUAUCAGUAAAACAGUGCUAUAAUCUGCUCGCUUUAACGGUUAUGGUGUCGUUCAGGCUAUAUGUUACACUGCUGUCUGAGACUGGAGUGUGAAAAGAAAAAUCAGCCUACGGAUUGCAUGCUGAAGGCGAUGCUGUGGGCGAAAAUGGUGGCGAGUUAAGUUGGUGUUAAAUCUGUGAUCGCGGACGCAGGAGUUCGGUAGUGACUGUGAAGUUUGCGCACCGCUGAUGUGCCUGGAAGUGCUGACAAGUUGAUGGGAUUUUAACAUUUUGGGCAACUUCAAGGAAGAUAUGAGUGCUCUCCUCCCUGCUCUCAGCUCCCUCCUGCUCCUGUUCUGCUGCCAAAUCUGCCUUAGUGAAGCAAGUAAGUGAACAGGGAUCUCUUCAUCAGCAUCUUCAUCAUCAUCAUCAUCUUCUUCUUCUUCAUCAUCAUCAUUACCAUGUCAGAGUCUUACGACCGUCCUGCUGCUCCUGUCAAUGUCUCUGUCACUCACCUGAGAGCAAACUCAGCCACCGUAUCCUGGAACGUCCCAGAAGGGGAGGCUGUAAUUGGCUACGCCAUCUCCCAGCAGAGACAAGAUGGCCUCAUGCAGCGGUUCAUCAGGGAAAUUAACACCACCAGUCGUGCUUGUGUGCUAUGGGACCUAGAUGAAAACACAGACUAUAUUAUUCAGGUGCAGUCUAUCGGGCUGCAUGGGGAAAGCCAAGCCAGCAAGAGGGUUCAUUUUCGAACCCUUGAAAAAUCAGACCACUUCCAGUCUAACAUGGUGGCUCAAGGUGACCCCUCAGUAGAAGGUCUUGAUAUUUCCAGGCACCUUCAGACGGGAGAGAUGUUAAUCAUUACGACUGUGCUACUAAUGUGGGCAGCGGUGAUUGCUCUCUUCUGUAGGCAGUACGAGAUCAUCAAAGACAAUGACUCAAACAACCACAGUAAGGAGAAGACCAAACCCCUCUCUGUGCACAGUACUCCAGAUUACCAUAAUGGAGGGCUUCUAGGGAACAAGAGGACACCAUCAGCAGUUAGCAUCAUUAAGGUCUGACCAGCACAUCAGUGCAGAAACUGGUAGAUCUGGUCCUAGAGGGAUCUUCUAAGUCAUCAUUCAAUAGUAAUAACAUCCAGCUCUGUGUAAUACACUGUAUUUCUGUACUACGUUACAGUGUGAAAUAGCAAUGUAGGACAAUGUAGAUGUAGGGACAUAGCAAUAGAAGAAGAUUGAUCAGUUACAGUUUGUUUAAUCAUGAUGUAACUAAAUUGCAUUAUUAUUGACCAGGUUAAUCUUAUCAGUGAAUGAGGCAUAGCAUAAUCAGUGUUAUGUCCUGGAAUAAAUAUUAAAUCUUGAAAUCUGUUCAUAAUGAACAAAUAUAAAAUGUAUUUACUUCUGCUACCUAUCCUCUAUGCAUAUGAAAAAUCUGAAACUUGCAGUUAAUAAUAACUUUAAUAGCGCAGAAAUGAACUUAUUUCCAGAGCAUCCUGAAUAUGUUAAAAUAUGAUCGAAUUUUAUUAUCUUUCACAAAAAACUUCUACUGACACAUUACACUUCUACUACACUUCUGUACUGUACUUUAAAAGGUAUUUUUCUCACAUAGGGUCACCUACUACUUGAUAUAUGACAACAUUAUAAAUAGGCUGCUGCUGCAAUCUCUAGUUUUACAGACACAACUUGAUCUCAGUCUUGUAGAUAAUCUGUUUCUCAUAUUUAAAGAAAUCCUGGACUUGAAUAAAUCUAGAAAGCCCAUGUCCUAAUGUUUAUCUGCAGUGAAAAAUAGCAUUGUAUUUCUGUUACUUUGGGUGGUAGUGUGCAACCAUAGUCCUACAUUGCAUUACAAAAUGUACUGUAUCUAAUGAAUUGGAAAGUUGUAAUAUAAUGAGUUAAAGAUGCAUAUGGACAGCGCAUUAGAGACAUUGUUUUGAUUGUAUAUGUUUUGUCAAUUGGAAAAUAAUGUUAUAUGUGGCAUUUUGAGAAUGUUAUUGAUAGAGGAAUAUAGUAGAAUCAUGUAUAAACUGUUACAGUAGGACACUAGGUCAGGUUGCUUUCAUUUUCCCAUAACAUACAGCAUUAUAAUACAUACUGCUGGCAUAAAUUUUGUUGAAACUGAUCACAUUUUUUCUUUUAUAUCUACAUAGUAGCUAUUAUUACUGCAAAUGUAUCACAUUUGGAUUACAUCCAAAUAAACCUAUGAACUCUGA
This is a messenger RNA of Pangasianodon hypophthalmus (striped catfish), 2573 nucleotides long. RefSeq names its product fibronectin type III domain containing 4b (gene fndc4b). The record is from RefSeq and is a predicted model, not a curated record. Bases 826 to 1425 code for a protein of 199 amino acids. The transcript is spliced from 6 exons. Gene Ontology annotation, molecular function: protein binding. Lineage: Eukaryota; Metazoa; Chordata; Actinopteri; Siluriformes; Pangasiidae.